AGUAACAAAGAACCCCAGCAGUGAACCAGUGAGCCAACAGGUUCUGUUCUUGCUGGUCUGAGUGAAAGACAUCCUAUCUCAGACCUACAACUCACUAAACUGGUGGAACCAAGUUACGGCUCAUCAUGGAAGUCAGACCUAUUGGGUGGAUCUGUGGACAGGUGGUGAAGAACUUCUCUGGAAGACUUGAGGGGCUCCAGAAGGCAAUCAUGGACCUUAUAGAUGAGUUUAAAGAUGAUCUCCCUAACAUCUUAGGAUUAUCAAAGUCUAAAGAGAAAAAAGAUCCAGUGCAGAAAACAUCUAAGGUCAAAAUGGCCCUUGCUUUAGCCAAGAUCAACCGUGGAACGUUAAUUCAAGGGUUAAACAGCAUAUCCAGCUCCUCCAAAUCUGUGGCCAAGCUUCUGCAGCCACGUCUGGCAUGCAGACUCUUAGAACUGAGGAGCAUAUCUCACCGGCUGCUGAGAGAGGUGAAUGUGGCAAGGCAACCCCUAAACAACAUACCGGUCAGAAAGGGCUCUUUGUUCGAAAUAAUUUCUUUUCCAGCAAAAACUGCCUUAACUAGCAUAAUGUAUGUUUCUUAUGCAGCACUAAUUUAUUUGGCAGUCUGUGUUAAUGCUGUGCUGGCAAAGAUAAAGAAGAUUUUCCAAGAAGAAGAAUCCAUAAGGCAAAAUACAGAGAGCGAGAAUUUUAGGAAAGCCUUUUCUGAGCCCGUGCUCCGGGAGCCCAUGUUUUCUGAAGGUGAAAUUAAAGCAAAACCUUACAGAUCAUUGCCAGAGAAGCCAGAGUACCUUCUAGAUCAAGUCAAGCCUCCUGCCAACAAGCAGAGUAACACGAUCCAGGUUUUACAUUCCGUGUUUGACCAAUCGUCUGAAUUGAAUGAAUUAGAAAUACAAACACAAAUACCACUUUAGAGAGCUUAAUAGUUACCUAUCCACAGGCAAAUUUCAUCAGACAUACAAAAAGACCAAUUUACAAAAGCUGAAUGUUCUUUUAAGAAGGGACAGGGUAGGGAAAACUAUGACAUCAUCUUCUUGUAUCUGUAUGGCAUAGAAAAUAAAAUGAAUCUCGAUGUACAAUAUA
This is a messenger RNA of Mastomys coucha (southern multimammate mouse), 1080 nucleotides long. It is a transcript of the gene Spata9, whose product is annotated as spermatogenesis associated 9. Lineage: Eukaryota; Metazoa; Chordata; Mammalia; Rodentia; Muridae. The record is from RefSeq and is a predicted model, not a curated record. The transcript is spliced from 5 exons. The coding region runs from base 126 to 911 and encodes 261 amino acids.